AUGUCUUAUUUCCUUCCGCACCUUCCCUCCGGCUGGCAUGUCGAUGAGGCCAUCAAAUCUGAGGAAGAUCGUGUCGUGGUGACCCGGUUUGGCCACGACUGGGACAGCCAAUGUAUGACCAUGGACGAAACGUUGUACUCGGUCGCUGAGAAAGUGCAGAACUUUGCGGUGAUAUACCUUGUCGAUAUUACUGAUGUUCCAGACUUCAACAAGAUGUACGAGCUGUAUGAUCCAUGCACUGUGAUGUUCUUCUAUCGAAACAAGCACAUCAUGAUUGAUUUAGGCACUGGUAACAAUAAUAAAAUAAACUGGGCUAUGGAUAAUAAGCAAGAGUUGAUUGAUAUAAUAGAAACUGUGUAUCGGGGCGCUUCAAAAGGUCGUGGUCUCGUUGUGUCUCCUAAGGACUACUCCACUCGCUACAGGUAUUAG
Molecule: messenger RNA, 429 nt
Organism: Guyanagaster necrorhizus
Lineage: Eukaryota; Fungi; Basidiomycota; Agaricomycetes; Agaricales; Physalacriaceae
Product: 4A/4B type thioredoxin-like protein
Exons: 6
Coding region: 1-429 (142 amino acids)
Biological process (GO): mRNA splicing, via spliceosome
Cellular component (GO): U4/U6 x U5 tri-snRNP complex; spliceosomal complex; U5 snRNP
Source: RefSeq, a predicted model, not a curated record